AUGGCGGAAAAGUUUACUAUUUAUUCAUCAGCUGAAAGCCAGUGGGUGGGAGUUAUGCUUCUUGCCCUAGAGGAGAAGGGCCUCAAGGCAAAUGUAGACUAUGAUGUCAAAGAAAUCAGUCUAUCAACUGGUGAAAACUUUGCACCGGAGUAUAUCGCCAUCAAUCCCAAUGGCACGGUACCUUCUCUGACUGCUCCGUCUCUCGCCAAACCUCUCACUGAAAGUGCCGAUAUUUUGAGAUGGAUUGACUCUCGCGGAACAAAGACUCUCGUACCUCAGGAUGAAGCACGUUCGAAAGAAAUUCUUGACCUUAUGCAUUCACCUUCUAUGAGCACAAACCUUAUUCUGUUUCAGGCACGGGAUCCUGUUGAGAUGGAAUCUAAGAAGAAAAGCGGCUGGAAUGCAUUUCUGGAGGGGCGCCAGACUCGCCUAGACAAGGAACUUGCUGCACACCCAGAACACUCUUUUUAUAUCUCCAAGGCUGCCGAAAAUCUCGCCAUCACAUCGUUAUAUCGUGCUGAGGUUGGAUCCGAACACAAAGACCUCUAUAAAUUGACAGACGAAAUGUAUCGUACUAUGGCUUCGGGUCUCGAUAAGCUGGAAAGCCUGAUUGCUUUGCCGUUUGCGGCCGGCUCACGGGUCAGUGAGGCUGACUACAACACGAUUCCGUGGCUUUCGCAUGCCAUGAUGGGGGCGAACACACCAGUGACAGCGGUUCAAGACUUUGGUCCUUUGGAGAAACUCAUUCAAAAGACUGUGCCCGAUUUCAAGAUAGGCCCAAAAACGAAGGAAUGGUGGUCAAACGUUGCUAAAACAGAGGCGUUUAAGAAGGUGUUUCCAGUUUUACAUUAG
Molecule: messenger RNA, 852 nt
Organism: Trichoderma virens Gv29-8
Lineage: Eukaryota; Fungi; Ascomycota; Sordariomycetes; Hypocreales; Hypocreaceae
Exons: 3
Coding region: 1-852 (283 amino acids)
Source: RefSeq, a predicted model, not a curated record